CCUACUCCUCCACCAAAAGACACACCCGUCACUCAAGCGCAGAGCCUCGAUGGUACCGAGACGGAGGAACAAAUUGAUGUUGCGUCGUACUUUACGCGACGCAGCCACAUCGCCCGCGCAGCCUCUAUCUACACGCUCUCCCGCGUAUCUUUUACGAACCAAAUACAGCAAUUAACUUCCAUCUCCCUCCCACCCGCCGCCUCUCUUUCCUCCAGCAUCUCCGCCAUCCCCACUUCAACCGCCGCUGGAAGGGCCUUGCAUGACGCUGCAGGACAAAUCAGACUAUGGAUGACCAAAGCGUCCGAAGUUCUAAACGGACUAGAUGCAGAAGAUGACGUCGAAUGGGCUGCCGCUGCAGGGCGAGAAGGUCUAGCCGAGGUAGAUAUUGCAAUUGGUCGGUUUGAAAGUCUAGUCAACGUCUACAUCACCGCCAUCGAGGAAUUGCAAUCACGAUCAGAUAUCGCAAGCCUGCCUGCUAAGGCAUUGGAAGGGCUUAUGGGACAAAUGGACGAGGUGGUCCGCGACUGGAAUAAGAUCAAAAAGACCUUGAAAGAAAUCAAGAGCCAAGUCGAGAUUGCAAUGGAAUGGGAAGAACUUUGGAACAUUGUCUUGGGAGAGAUUGGUCUCGAGAUUGAGAACUUGAGCCGACUGGUAUUUGAGAUGGAGGAACGUCGACAUCGAGCCAUCACCGAGUCCGUCUCUGAGUCUGCCGAGAAGUUUGACAUUGCCGAAUUAGAGACCAUCGUGGAAGAGACCCCGCGACAAAUCAAGACGAAUAACCGAUUCAGUCUUCCCCCUACCUUUUCGGUCAGCUCCCCCAUUUCGCCAAUUCCGCAGAUGGAACAAGAAAGUUCAAAGCUACUAGCUUUAUUCGCCCGCAUGCAACCACUACGAGCGUCUCUCGAUUUUCUCCCCAUGCGACUAGCGUCGUUCCAGAAUAGGGGUGCCAAAGUGUUCCCCACGGCUUGUGAUGAUCUAAACCGGCGCAAAGAAAUCUUGGAAGCCCAGGAGAAGCAAUUGGAAGCUGAUGCCGAUGCACUACGACAAGAACUUGGCGAAGAUAAAUGGGUGCACAGUUUCAGACAAGCAGGCAGUAAGGCACUGGCUAUGUGGACGUCACUCACAAAGAGUGUCCAAAAAGUACGACAGGCCAUCGACGAACAGGACGACGAAAAGCUGGCUAGUAGGAUCUCUGCCUACAACGACAAAAAGGAGCAUUACCCACCGUCGAUGAGGAGGGUUUUGGAGCUUAUUGAUAUUGAGAUGAGGAACCGAUCCACCGUGAAUGGGGAGAUCUUGAGGAUCCAGCAAGACGUACGGCAAAAGGUUACAGAGAGCGAGAGAGAGAUUCAAGAGAUGGACGCAGUUCUUGACUACUUUAACUCGAAUAAGGCAUUGCGAGAUUCGGUGUCUACGGUCUUUUCGAGCCGGACAGAGAUGUCUGGCAGUGCAAUCGACACUCCAGGCAGCUCGCCAGCAUCUUCGGUCAUAAAUAUGAGCCGCAAAGGCAGCGAGAACGGCCCUCACACGCCGAACGUUGGGAGAAAAUCUCGUCAAGGAAGCACGGCGAGUAGUGUACAGUCCGUAUCCUCCAACAGGAGGUUCUCGAGCCUACCAACGAGCGUCAGCGCUGUAAGUCACAUUCCUCGCCACUCCUUAGGUUCACGACUCGAGUCGAUGUCUAUAUCCCCUUCUCGCGGGAGCUCGCACACUCCUUCUGUGCACUCCAAUACACCCCGAUCUGACAGGUCGGAUGGUACAAAGCCCCGAUGGAACUCGUCUGUCAACAUGAAUGACACGAUCGUGGGGCACAACUUCAAGCCACUUUCGGCGACCACUCCGUCGCCCCAUCGGAAGUCUCCCGCUAUGCUUCGAUCGAUGUCGACACAAUCUGCCAUUCCCGUCCGCAGUCCGCUCAGUCAAUCGACGGCGUCACCUCCUACUUCGAAAACCCCUCGACCUUCGUCUACUACGCCCUCUCAACGACCGUCCGCCAGCAAGCGCACCUCUUACAUUCAGGCCCCCUCGACACCAUCACGGGUACCUGCCACCCGCACGAGCUCCUCGUCAAAACUGUCAGCCAGUGUCACACAAUCUGGCCGUCGCGUUAGUCCGAUGCCAGAAGCGCACGACGAGAAUGGCACGGUCGAAGAAAGCCCAACCACUCGACCGAAACUCGCAAGACCAUCGAGCUCAAUGAAUGGUCGGAGGGCCAGCAUGCUGCCGCAAGCUAAAACUCGGCCCACCAGCGAACGUGUCGUAAGUACCGGCGGCCGUGAGAGUCGUGUUGGCGGCAGGAUGUCCAGCAUGGGCAACAAUGCCGAUGCAGACCGG
Molecule: messenger RNA, 2334 nt
Organism: Mytilinidion resinicola
Lineage: Eukaryota; Fungi; Ascomycota; Dothideomycetes; Mytilinidiales; Mytilinidiaceae
Product: karyogamy protein
Exons: 1
Biological process (GO): mitotic spindle orientation checkpoint signaling; establishment of spindle localization; nuclear migration along microtubule
Cellular component (GO): spindle pole body; mating projection tip; cell cortex
Source: RefSeq, a predicted model, not a curated record